This is a messenger RNA of Venturia canescens, 1222 nucleotides long. It is a transcript of the gene Slbp, whose product is annotated as Stem-loop binding protein. Gene Ontology annotation, biological process: mRNA transport; mRNA 3'-end processing by stem-loop binding and cleavage. Lineage: Eukaryota; Metazoa; Arthropoda; Insecta; Hymenoptera; Ichneumonidae. The transcript is spliced from 3 exons. Gene Ontology annotation, cellular component: histone pre-mRNA 3'end processing complex; cytoplasm. Gene Ontology annotation, molecular function: mRNA binding; histone pre-mRNA stem-loop binding. The coding region runs from base 243 to 1028 and encodes 261 amino acids. The record is from RefSeq and is a predicted model, not a curated record.
UUUUUUGCUGUUCUUCAUGUGUGAGUUGUGUGCUUGUUGCUUACUAUUAUCGUGCAUAACAAUAAUAGGCGCGCGUUCUUGGUUCGACUUGUUUACGCGCUGCGGCUAAAAUUUUUUCUCAUUACGUUCUCGUUGUUCCUUUAUAUUACGAAUAUUUAUUCCAAAAAUUAUGUAAAAAAAUCUUUCCGUUCAUUUUCGUCUUAUUAUCACACAAGGAUUUAAGAAUUGUCAAGUCAGCAAUAAUGGCAGAAUUAAUCAGUGGAAAAUGCAGCAACGAAAAUGAUUCCCAUCAUUCGGUAAAAGUUUUGGAUGAAGAGGAUGCUCUCCUGGAUGAGGUGAUUUGCGGCAUAAAUGCUAAAUCAGAAAUAAAUGAUACAAAUAACGGAGACAAGAUGGACAGUGUAACUGUGAAUGACGAGCAAAAUAGAAGUAUGAAAUUAGAAUUGAACUCUGAAGAGAAUUUGAUAAACAAAAUGGAGAUGAACGAAGCGAUUGUAGUAGAGCAUAUGAAAAAUAAAGAAGAUUCAGUAGAAACAAAAGAUCUUGGAUUGGAGUGGAUCGAGAGUGAUGAAAGCAUAGAUAGAGAUGAAUGCUUGCGCGACGGUGGUAGAAGUCCUAUCACUCAGGAAAAUAAUGAAACUACGCGUAAGAGAUUAAGAGAAGAGAGCUUGGAGAAGUACAACGAAAGAGUCUCCAGAAAUAGAAAAAACAGUGGGUCAAGCUCCAGCACAACUUCCUCAGGUGCUGGCAAAAAAUCAGAACAAUUUGAAAAUGACCCUGCUGUAUUGGCCCGGAGACAAAAAGAUAUAGAUUAUGGAAAAAAUACUAUAGGCUAUGACAGAUACAUCAAAAUGGUUCCUAAACACCAAAGAACCAAAGAGCAUCCAAAAACGCCGCCAAAAUACACGAAAUAUAGUAGACGAGGGUGGGAUGGUAUGGUAAAGUUAUGGCGAAAACAGCUUCAUACUUGGGAUCCUCCAGAAGAAAAUGGCACGAAAGAGGAAUCCGAAAAUCCAACUUUUUCAUAGUCAAAUAUCGCUCUAAAAGAAAAUCAUGAAAAAAAAGAAGCUCUAGCGAAAUAAGUUCAUAAAUUUACAAAUAAAUGUUGGAGCUAUCAUUCGAUGGUUUUUAUACGAAAUACAGACAGGCCGUGUUUAUUUUCAAUUUGUACGUGGAUGUACGAGCCUCAUGUGUGAAAUAUAUAUUUCUUGGAAUACGCGAA